This is a messenger RNA of Acanthoscelides obtectus, 795 nucleotides long. The record is from the annotation of a GenBank genome assembly. NCBI's taxonomy places the organism in Eukaryota, Metazoa, Arthropoda, Insecta, Coleoptera, Chrysomelidae.
AAAACUAUUUUUCAGUCAGCUGUAUCAGCACUAGUGGGUCAAAGAGCGAGGAAUAUUUGUUUCAUUCUUGAAUUUAUCAACAUAUCAGCAGUUUUUAAAUUUAUUGAAGAUAUAGUCGUUAAAUAGAUCAUUUCGCUUUACGUUCAUUUAGAUAGUGUAAAUUUCACAAUUAUGCGGGGUGUGGUAGUGGCGUCUUUAUUGGCCCAAGCGCUUAUAUCAGUUUUUGCAAGUCCUAAAGUGGGUGGACCAGUAUGGAGUCAGACUUAUUCUGUAAAAGGUAUCCUCCACAUCCCCUAUGCUGAAAUUGAUGAACCUUUCUAUGCCUGGUUCGAUGCUCCGUCAAAACAAUCUCGCAUCGACUAUUAUGGUGACAUGGUAAAAACGUAUCAGUUAGGAGGUCAUGGUUAUGGAACUAGUAUAAAAAUUGCACCCGUCACUACUGAAGAGGAGCAAAACACUCGAACGUGCCUUCAAGUCAAUGGCACCGCAGAUAACAAAAUUCUGCCACAAACUGUUUUGCCGCAAUUGAUCAAUUUUGAAUGUAUUGGACAAGAAACAGUGAACGGUCUUGAAACAGAAAAAUGGGGACUAACAGAAACUGUUGGCGAAAAAGAAAAUAAAUAUACCAUGUGGAUAAUUUACAAAGAUAAUCCUGAUGGUAUUGGCAAAAUUGCAGUACCAGUUAGAUAUGAAAUGAAGGGAUUCAACUCCCUGCUUGGAAGCCACUAUGAUCAUUACUACUUAGAUUACGAUUCCUACAACAUCGACGAUAUUCCUGAAAAAAUCUUCCAAUAG